Polistes dominula (European paper wasp) is the source of this 791-nucleotide messenger RNA. RefSeq names its product putative ATP-dependent RNA helicase DDX43. The record is from RefSeq and is a predicted model, not a curated record. NCBI's taxonomy places the organism in Eukaryota, Metazoa, Arthropoda, Insecta, Hymenoptera, Vespidae. Gene Ontology annotation, molecular function: ATP binding; RNA binding.
UUGUUAAUUUAAAAUAUGUAACAUAUGUUGUAUUGAAUGAAAUUGAUCAAAUGUUGGACAUGAAUCUUGCAUUUCAUAUCAAAGAAAGUUUAUCUUAUCUAGAGCAAGAUAGUCAAUUUGUUAUGAUUAGCGCUAAUUUAUCAACAUCAGUUAGGGAUUUCGCUAAAUCAUAUAUGACAAAUCCAAUUGAACUAUAUGUCCGACCAGUUUGCCAUGAAGUACAAUUUGUUAUUCGUGAAGUAAACAAAUUUCGUUAAUUAUUUCAAUUUGUACAAAAAAUGAAUAAGAAAGAAAAAGUCAUCAUAUUUACUAAUGAAACAUCUCAAAUAGAUGAAUUACAAUCGAAUUUUAGUAAAGCAGAUAUAAAUCUUGAAAAUAUUCUCAGUCUAAAAGAUAUAAACGAUAGUAAAACCGCUAGAUUUAAAAUAGAAGAAAAAACAACAGCAAGAAUUAUUAUUACAACUGAUUUUGUAUUUGAUCAUGAUAACGUUAAUAUUAAUGAUAUAUCGUACGUCUACAAUUAUGAUCUUACACUUAAAGCUGACAAAUAUAAACGUCGAAGUAGAUGGGCAAUAUGUGAUGAUAAAACUGGAGUCAGCAUAAUACUUAUGACAGAGAAAAAUAUAAGUGUUGCUAAUAAUUUAAUUACAAUUUUAGAAAGUUUUCAUCAAAAAGUGCCAGAAGAAUUAUAUGAUAUGGCUAAGACCUUUAAAAUUUGGCAAAAAAAAAAAGAAACAAUUAAGAAACAAAAACAUAACAUCGUAAAUAAAAUUAGACGUUAUCAUAAAUAG